AGCGCCUGACUGUACAAUACAGGGAUAGAGGUGACCCCUCCGUCUAGUCCGACUCUGAGCAGGGAGAGCAGCCGCGGCACAACCGACGCAUCUUCAACUAAAAAUGGCCGAACCGAUCCGUGUCGUGGUGACUGGUGCUGCUGGCCAGAUUGCCUACUCCCUGCUGUACAGCAUCGCUAAGGGAGAUGUGUUCGGGAAGGACCAGCCAAUCAUCUUGAUCCUCCUGGACAUUCCCCCCAUGCUGCCGGUGCUGGACGGAGUCGUCAUGGAGCUGCAGGACUGCGCCCUCCCACUGCUGAGGGAGGUCAUCCCCACUGACAAGGUGGAGGUGGGCUUCAAGGACAUCGACGCCGCCAUCUUGGUGGGCUCCAUGCCCAGGAAGGAGGGCAUGGAGAGGAAGGACCUCCUGAAGGCCAACGUGGCCAUCUUUAAGACGCAGGGAUCUGCCCUGGACAAGUACGCCAAGAAGACUGUCAAGGUUUUGGUCGUCGGAAACCCGGCAAACACCAACUGCCUCAUCGCCUCCAAGUCCGCUCCAUCCAUCCCCAAAGAGAACUUCUCCUGCCUGACCCGACUGGACCACAACAGAGCCUGCUCCCAGGUGGCGAUGCGUUGCGGCGUGUCUUCUGACAACGUGAAGAACGUCAUCAUCUGGGGGAACCACUCCUCCACCCAGUACCCCGACGUCCAUCACGCCAAGGUCAACGUCCGCGGCUCUGAGAUGGCCGCCUACGACGCCAUCAAGGACGAGGCCUGGCUCAGAGGAGACUUCAUCUCUACCGUGCAGCAGCGUGGUGCCGCCGUCAUCAAGGCCAGGAAGCUGUCCAGCGCCAUGUCUGCCGCCAAGGCCAUCUGUGACCACAUGAGAGACAUCUGGUUCGGCACCAAGGAGGGUGAGUUUCUCUCCAUGGGUGUGUAUGCUGCUGGAAACUCCUAUGGCAUCCCAGAGGACCUCAUCUACUCCUUCCCUGUCCAGAUCAAGAACAAGACCUGGAAAAUGGUCGAUGGACUCCCCAUCAACGACUUCUCCCGAGCCAAGAUGGACGCCACAGCAGCAGAGCUGGUGGAGGAGCGGGACACUGCCCUGGACUUCCUGUCCCAGUGACUGGCGCCCCCUACUGGCCAACAGCAGCGCUUAGAACCCCUGAAGGCUCGCUGCUCUCGCCUCUGAAGACGAAGCCCUCCACUAAUAUAAACAUCCAAACCGGUGUCAGUGUGUCACCUCUGUGUGUGUGUGUGUGUGUGUGAGUGUGUGAGUGUGUGUGUGCGCAUCGGUGUGUGUGUGAGUGUGUGUCACUAGGCCACUUCUUCAGGCUUUAAAACAGACCUGUUUAAUGUCCACAACCUGGCCUCCUCCGUCUGUACGACACACAGAACUCUGUUGGUAGAUGAACACGCACACGAGCUGUCCUGAAACUGUAACAGAACAUGUUAUCUCCAAUAAAACAAGGAAACUGACCGACCAA
Messenger RNA from Stegastes partitus (bicolor damselfish), 1466 nucleotides. Its product is annotated as malate dehydrogenase, cytoplasmic. The coding region runs from base 104 to 1105 and encodes 333 amino acids. The record is from RefSeq and is a predicted model, not a curated record. Gene Ontology annotation, biological process: malate metabolic process. Gene Ontology annotation, molecular function: L-malate dehydrogenase (NAD+) activity. Lineage: Eukaryota; Metazoa; Chordata; Actinopteri; Pomacentridae. The transcript has 9 exons.